Durio zibethinus is the source of this 1434-nucleotide messenger RNA. The record is from RefSeq and is a predicted model, not a curated record. NCBI's taxonomy places the organism in Eukaryota, Viridiplantae, Streptophyta, Magnoliopsida, Malvales, Malvaceae.
UUAUGCCUCCCUCAGCUCUUCAUCGCCUUGCAUCCUUGCAUGUCGAGUACCCUAUGUUAUUCGAGUUGACUAAUGCUCCUGCGGAAAGAAUCUCUCAUUGUGGGGUUUUAGAAUUUGUUGCAGAUGAGGGCCUGAUAUACGUACCAUACUGGAUGAUGGAGAACAUGCUCCUCCAAGAGGGAGAUAUUGUGCAGGUGAAAAAUGCUAGCUUACCAAAGGGAACCUAUGUGAAGCUGCAGCCGCACGCUAAUGACUUCUUAGACAUCUCCAACCCCAAAGCAAUCUUGGAAACUGCACUGAGGAAUUACUCUUGCUUAACCAUUGGAGACACUAUCAUGGUCCCCUAUAACAAUAAGAAGUACUAUAUUAAUAUAGUUGAAACAAAACCCACCCCUGCAGUCAGUAUCAUUGAAACUGAUUGUGAGGUGGACUUUGCCCCUCCUCUUGAUUGUAAAGAACCUGAAAAGCCAGCACCCUCUCUACGAUCGAACAAUAUUGCACCUAAAGGUUUUUCCCUCUUUUUUUUCUUUUCGUUUUUUAGUUUAUAGAAAAAAAUUUCAUUGUUGAAUUUGACUGUUACAUUUGCAAAUUAUUCCAUUCAACAAAUGACCAUUCUACGAAUAUUUCAGUUGAAGAAGAGCCACCAAGAAAAGUUGCCAAGUUCAUCCCUUUCAGUGGUUCAUCAAGGCGCUUGGAUGGCAAACCCUUGACACAACCAGCUCCACUACCUGUCUCUCCCUUGCUUAAACAAUAUAAUUCAAAUGAAGCUGUUGCUUCCAAGUCAUCAAGCUCUACUUCACGUCAACAUUCUGGGAAGCUUGUGUUUGGUUCGAAUGAAAAUCAGCCCCCAGAGGAAACAACAAAAGUAUGUUGUGCUAUACUAGUUUAAUGAUACAAGUUACUCUAGUCAUUCACAUAAAUAUUUUAAGAAUUCUUAUUUUAUUUCCCAAAAAGUCAAUUCACAUUUAGUUCUUUCGAAUUCUUAUUGGCUUUGUCCGUAGGUUGCCAUGAAGAACAGUCAAGAGCCGCCUAAAGAGGAAGAACCAAAGUUUCAAGCAUUCACAGGGAAAAAGUAUUCACUGAAAGGCUGAUCACAUUCAAACUUUUAUGUGGGCCAUCCUUCUUUCAUAUUUCAAAUAGCCCAUUUUUUGCUGAUUGAAGACCCUUGCUCCAAAGGGCCCAAAAACUUAUCUAGAUUUUUUUGCUAGUAUACAUUUCAACUAAUUAUAUUCAGACUGAUUCAAAUUUUGGUAUCGGCAUAGGGCACAUGAAUGGUUACAUGUCAAGGGUAAAAGAGACUGGCAAAGAGUAUAUAGACAAGAUAUUUAAAUUUAGGUGUAUAUAAAGCUGAAAAUCAGCAGUUUUUAAAGACGCUUGUGGGUAUGUUCUCAUUUCCUUCUUCCCUCUCCGAGAAGCAGAUGCCUUCUGUUUUAA